Molecule: messenger RNA, 1823 nt
Organism: Drosophila kikkawai
Lineage: Eukaryota; Metazoa; Arthropoda; Insecta; Diptera; Drosophilidae
Product: glycoprotein-N-acetylgalactosamine 3-beta-galactosyltransferase 1
Cellular component (GO): membrane
Molecular function (GO): N-acetylgalactosaminide beta-1,3-galactosyltransferase activity
Source: RefSeq, a predicted model, not a curated record
UCUGCUUGACAGAAUUAAAAUUCCUUACAAAACUAAAGUGAUUUGCUGAGGACGUUAUGAAAAAACUGCUUGCUGGGUUUCUCUGGCCAUUGAUCCUGUCAACCUUCAUUUGGUUAGCCGUACUCGAGGUCUUAAUAUUCUACAAGAGCACUGCCUUUGAAGAUGCCCACGAGUAUGUUUUCGAGCCAUACAAGGAGAAUAUACAUGAAUUUCAAGUGGGCUUACGGAGUCAGCGUUGGGACGACGAUCGGAUAGCGAGGCUGCUUUGGCAGCAGGUGCGCGUACAUUGCCUGGUUUAUCUGGAUGACUCGGACUACAAGCGCGGUCCCCGGAAGUUGACCCACAUCCGAGGCACUUGGGGUCGCCGCUGCAAUCGCCUGACCACUAUCAAUCGCUGGGAGAUUACGAUGGCGGAGGCCUACCGCCGCAUCUACAGGGAGUUUCGUCAUGAGCUCGACUGGCUGCUGGUUGUCUACCUGGACUCCUUUGUGAUUGUGGAGAACCUGCGUCACCUGCUGGCCCCCUAUCCGCCCAAUCGUGCCAUCUACUUCAGUGCCCAGCAUUCCUUUUUCAGCUACGCCCAUGUGGGUCAGGUUCCGAGCACCGACUACAUAUUCAGUCGCGAGGCCCUGGAGCAGCUCUGCACCAGGGACUGCCUGCACGACGACUUUUCUUUGAAGGAUUGCCUCGGGCGAAUGCAGCAUGGUCCCAGCGAUGCCCUGCGGGCCUUCAACGUUCCGGACGUGCUGGUUCCCUUUACUAUGCGCAAAGCGUUUUGGCUAUGGCCUUGCGCUUUUCAAUCCGUCUACGACAAUCAGAGCUGGACCAGCUGCUUCGGCCGUGGAGUCCUGUUCCCCUAUGUUUCGACAAUUCAAAUGGAAAUAAUUGAGUUUGUGCUCUAUCACCUGAGACCCUACGGUUAUGCAAAUCCCCUCCCGGAACUAAAGUCUUACAACAUAACAGCCAGGCCACCCAACAACAGUGUGGCCCAUCACUUGUUUCGGUCUGUGAGGAUAGUGUGCCUGGUGCUGACCUGGCCCAAGAAUUAUUUGUACGGUGUAAAGGCCAUCAGUGAGACCUGGGGACGUCACUGCAACCGGGUGAUCUACUACAGCCAAUCCAAGCUGAGCGGAGUGCAAGGAGCGGAGACCGUGGCUCUGAAUGUCAGUGAUGAACGCAAUAAGCUUUGGGGCAAGACAAAGGCAGCCUUUAGGCAUGCCUACAGGCAUUAUGGCCACGAGGCAGACUGGUUCUACAAGGCCGAUGACGACACCUAUGCCAUUAUGGAGAACAUGCGUUAUAUGCUGCGUUUUCACGCUCCCGAUACUCCCAUUUACUUUGGAUCUGCUUUCAACUUGGAUUCGCAAAUAUAUAUGUCCGGAGGAGCCGGCUAUGUCCUGAGCAGAAAGGCAGUGGAGCUGUUCGUUGAGGCAACAGCAGAGAAAUCGCUGUGCCAGCACGGGGAUAUCGGUGCCGAGGACUUUGAAAUGGGCAGGUGCAUGGAUCCACUGAAUGUGACAGUCGGCGACUCCAGAGACCCAUAUGGACGCCAUCGAUUUUUCUCACUUCCUCUGGAGUAUUUCCUCAUACCUGAGGAUGAUGAUAAUGAAUUUUGGCUUUAUAAAUACCUGGUCCAUUCAUGCAAAAAGGGACUACAGUGCUGUUCAACUUAUUCAAUUUCGGUGCACAAUGUAUCGCCCUAUGAAAUGCACUUUCUGGAAACAGUUUUGUAUGAAGCCAGGCCUUAUGGACUCAUUACUGGACAUCCUCCUUCAAGGAGCUUGCGAAAGAAUCGGUCAAGCUUGGGACAGUAUGAACUCUAA